Molecule: messenger RNA, 1051 nt
Organism: Mandrillus leucophaeus (drill)
Lineage: Eukaryota; Metazoa; Chordata; Mammalia; Primates; Cercopithecidae
Exons: 8
Coding region: 380-1051 (223 amino acids)
Source: RefSeq, a predicted model, not a curated record
AUGUGAGAAGAAGCAAUCAGAAGAUUGGCAGGAUUUCAGAAUCUAUUUGAAAUAUUCAUUACCUAUUUGGAAUUGGUCUUAAAAAUUUAAAACAAUGUAAAGCUGAAUAAUUAAAGAUAAAAAAAUAAAGGAAGAAUACAAGGUUUCUAUGCUAUGAAGCAACUGAGAUUACUAUGAUUUUGGGGCAGUGAAUUUGUUUCUAGAAGUUUUGUUGGAACUAAGGCAAAAAGGAAGAAAAGCAAAUCACCUUGGAAUGAAAAACUUUAAGUUACUCCACUUAACCACUAUGAAUGAUAGCCUUGUCUCACCAACCCCAGCCCAUCAUCUGUUGGAGUUGGAGCUCACCCUUUAAAAAAGAAGAUCAUCCUAACUGCCCCUCAUGACUACUGCAGAGGCUACACCUGAAAAAGCAAAAUGUCCUACAUUAGAGAUCACCAAGCAAGACUUUUUUCAAGAAGCAAAAACUCUCAUUGCCCAACAUUAUGAGAAAAUAAAUGAGAAUAAAGUUCAAGGAACUUCUAUAAAUGUUUUCAGAAAGAAACACCAAAAGCCGAAAUCUGGUAAAUACAUACCUUUGGAGAUUGACAAAAAGGAAACACAUGAUGUGGUGCAAGAACAUCGGGCAGCACUCAGAAGGAUUUGCUUUCCCAAGGAGCUUUCCAAAAGUGAACAUCUUCAGGAACCCCCACAGCGAAUCUCCUUCAAGGAACCACACAUUUUUAGUAGAAGAGAAAGAUGCAGGCCCAUAGAUCUAAUUGUGAAAGGACAAGUUAAAUUGGAUAAAAUCAUGACUAUUAUUGAACCAGUGAGUAAAAAAAUGGAGACAGCAAAGCAACAGCAGUUUGAGGAGUCCAGUAACUGUGGUUAUGCAGGCGGCAAAACUGCUCGGGACGCAGUCCCAAUCCUGCUGGAGUUUGCAGCCCAUUGCCCGCAAGAGCUGCGUUUGGCAGGGUGCUUCCUGACAAAGAUGACAAGUAUGCUGCCAUCCAAGAGGCUUUUUCAAAUUACAAAGCCAGAUAGUAGCCCCCAUAUUGCAGAAGUCAAUCUUUGA